Molecule: messenger RNA, 180 nt
Organism: Mytilinidion resinicola
Lineage: Eukaryota; Fungi; Ascomycota; Dothideomycetes; Mytilinidiales; Mytilinidiaceae
Exons: 1
Source: RefSeq, a predicted model, not a curated record
GCUGUGCUGGCAUAUACGGACCAGAUGACGAUAGGGGUGGCGGUGGAGGAUGAGGUGUUUGGGGAGUUGAAGAACCUGUUUAAGGAAAGGGAGGUUGUGGAGAUUAUGGCGACGGUGGCGGCGUAUAAUUGUGUGGGUCGGUUUUUGGUGGCGUUGGAUGUUGGGGAGAAGAAUACAUGA